AUGGCUCCCAAGAAGGUCAUCACUCCUAUGAACAAGGAUGACACCGAUGCCGAAACGGAGGCAUUGAUUGCUCAGCUCCUCGCCUUAGACAUUGCAGAGUUGAACACCACACUGUCAGGAAGCUCCAAUGACACAGUUGAAGAGUUGAACCAGCGGUUGUCCGAACAGUUGCAGAAAGUGAAGGAUCAACAGACAGUGGUCAAAAAUGCUCUCAAGUCUCGCAGUGCCAACCCCAAGACCUUCACAAAGAAGCUGACGGUCUUGCUCCACUACAAGGGCAACGAAUAUGAGGUUUAUAUCACGGUGGCCGAUGACACCACGGUGGGGGGCAUCCGCUUCAAGGUGGUCGAGGCGUUGAACUCCCUUUUGAAAAAGACAGGUCAGCGUCCUAUGGCAAAGGCAGUGGCAAGGGCUCUUUACAUCAACAUUGACAGCAGGGACUACUCCAACAACCCACGCAAGGGCAUCAAGUCUCUGGGAAACAUCGACAACAUCCCGUUUGCGAUGAGCUUCCCCCCGUCCUUCAACAGCUACUUCUACAUCCCAAUGAGUGCAGUGAUUGAAGAUGAAGAAUCCGAGGAGGACGACAAUGAGCAGUAG
Molecule: messenger RNA, 600 nt
Organism: Effrenium voratum
Lineage: Eukaryota; Dinophyceae; Suessiales; Symbiodiniaceae
Source: the annotation of a GenBank genome assembly